Molecule: messenger RNA, 2064 nt
Organism: Medioppia subpectinata
Lineage: Eukaryota; Metazoa; Arthropoda; Arachnida; Sarcoptiformes; Oppiidae
Source: the annotation of a GenBank genome assembly
AUGGUAUUGUUUGUCUACGAUAUGCAGAUCUUAUAUCACGUCCACAAGCACUUAGUCGAUGGUCUGUACCCAUUGGCAGAAGACUUGAGUCGAUUAGUAACGUCGGGUCGGUUUCCUCUGAGGAGUCCAAUGGAUAGAUUAGAUGCAAUCGAUUCACUCAAUGCUAUUCUUAGGGCGAAGAUUAAGAUCCGAAUGGAAGACGAGGAGAAGAAUGUUAAUUUAAUUCAAGCACUGAUAACACAGAAGACGGCGGAGGCUUUGUUUGGCUUUCGACUUCUGUCCGAAAAUAUAUUACGCGCUCUGAUUGUUGUCUGCGAUGACGGAACCAUCAGAAGAAUUAAACCCAUAGUUCCCAACGCGAGGAAUAUAAUCAUGACAUUAACACACAGAACACCGUUUGGAUCGUUGAUACCACUCGUGACGCCAUCCAAUUAUACAACUCUUAUCAACAACACUAUUAUACCCAAAGUUAUCAUUCAUCUCGAAGAUUUCAACAAAUUAGGAGUUGGCAUCUCUUCCGUAUGGAUCCGUCAAUUGGGUUCAGUUCUGGAUAACAGCGCGUAUGAAGUGAUGAGUGAUGUGGUGUUGGUAUCAGUGGUUCCCGCCGUCAGUAUUGAAGUAGAUUUUGAAGAGACGCCUAAAGUGGAGGUUGAGUUGCGUUUGAAGCGUACGGUUAGAGCGAGCGAUGAUAUUAGUUGCGGACGAAUCCGAUCUGCGAGAGAUUUGUGGCAAAGGAAAGGCUGUGAGACAAUUGCACGCAAUGUAUCAUCGAUUCACUGUCUCUGCAAUGAAGUCGGAAUAAUCGCCGCACUCUUUCACAAGUCCUCGUCCACCGACUCGACGGUCAACACCUCCGGACACAACCACUUACUUCUUGUGCACACUAUUGUUUUGUACAUCAGUUUUACCAUAAGUUUGCUGCUUCUCAUGAUUUCGCUGUUUUGCCAAAUCAUCCAAAGAAGCCGUGAGUCCUGUGAGGCGUCAUUCAUCCUCAUAAGUCUGGUGUCGUCUCUGAUGGCCAUUCAGUUAACAUUUCUGUUGGGCGCGCCGUUUGCCUUCAAAUGGACUCUCUCUCAACACAUCUGUUCAAUGGUUCCGCUUGUGUUUCAUUUCCUACACUUAGUCUCCGCUUUUUGGAUGCUCUCCCACACAGUCUUUCUCUAUCAACGCCUUUGGAGACCAUUGUCUCGAUCGUCGUCCUCAUCGCUACCAUUCUCUGAAUCUCAUCAAUCAUUCACCCCUUCAUCCAAGUGUUGGUCCGAUUGGUCGUCGCGAACCACAACAAUACUCUUCAGCCAUCAAUGGGGUUGUAAACAGUUCUUCUUCUUCGCCACUGCAUUGCCGGCCCUCUCAGUCCUCGUCUCAUAUUAUCUCAAUCCAGAGGGAUAUGAAACCAAACGAUACUGUUGGAUGUCGAUUGAGGGAGGGAUGCAGUACUCAUUCAUAGUGCCUGUCUCUGUGCUAAUUCUGACAAAUACAGUCAUAAUGUUAUUGGUUUUGAAGCGUUUCUUCGAGACGAAGCCAUUGACACAUAAGACAGAGAUCGACAAAACACAGCCGGCAUUGCGGGCCGGCGUCACUCUAUUGCCGUUCUUUGCCGUCAAUUGGUUUCUCAGCGUUUUGGCGCUCGAAGACACUGUCACCACAUCUUUCCAGUGCAUCUUUGCCCUCUCAAACACCACACUUUCCUAUCUUGUAUUCCUCUUUCACUGUUACCAACGAUACGACUUACACGAAUACAUUAAAGUGAGACUAUUUGGUGCGAAAAAGCAUCAAAACUCAAGUCUGAGACUAAAGAAGAACAGCUAUCCGGGACGCGGGCUUCGGGUAGACAUCCCUCGCCUGUGUAUCGGCGAUGACAGGGACCUGACCUCUGUUCCCAUCGCAUCCAACUCCGGCUCAUCCAUCGACUGUCAGCCACUGCUUAUGCCUUAUAGCGGCUCAUCUCCAACGCCUAACCCAAACAAUUAUAAGCCAAAAGAAUUACAUUAAAUAUUUGUCAUAUAUAUUGUGUAUAUAUUUAUUAUAUAAAUAUUGUUGUAAAUUAAGGCCCGAAACGGGAAA